AUGUUGCACCUCCGCCGCCUAACACCGAAUCCAUCAAGCUACCCUCUCUCCUCACCUCCAUCUUUCUCCAUCUUCCUCCAUCCACGAUCUUCUUCUUCCUUCUCACGCAACCUUCGAAUUCAGUUCUGCGGUUCUGAUCCCCUUUCUGCGACCGCCUAUCACCAGCCUUCCCCUCCAGCUCGCUCCAUUCCCCCGUUCAACGUCUCCAUUCUCGACCUGGUGCAAAGGCCCUCCACUAGUCGCCAGGACCCCCUCGAGGAUUAUUCCGUCUCCCCCGCUGGAGCUUCUGCCGCCUCUUCGGCUUUGAGGUAUUACCCGCCCGUUCCUUCGCCCGAGCUUCCAUAUCCAUACCCUGCCCUCCUGCUCUGCAUUUGCUCUCGACUGCAGACUACCUCACGUGAACGCCUCGCGGACCUCGUGGACAAUCAUUUUUCAUUUCAUAACCCUCAGUUGUUCACCGCGGAACGUGGGGUGCCUGUUAUCCUCGAAGCAUCAGAGCUCACCCUUCCCUCUCAGCCAACCGCUGCUACCCCGAUCAUUCACCUCGCUCUCUGUGACUAUCAAAACAAAUACUCAUGUCCCGCAGAAUCACUCGCUCCUCCGCGAGACUUGCUACAGACCCUCCUCCCCCCCGCUGACGCCGGUGCUACUUCAACUCCCGCCGCUGGUUCGGCCACCCGGAAACGCAAGGCCUCCGCCCGUCAAGACCAGCCAUCGGCCGCUCCGAGUCAGCCAACGGCUCCUUCGCCUCCUCGACGAUCGAAGAAACAGCGAACCACAGCUCCAAGCACAGCUUCGUCCGCCGGUUCUGCUGCAGGUUCUCGCCGGACUCCCCGAAGUCGCCCAACCAUGUCACAACCAGGACCAUCUUCUCGACCGUCUGAGGAAUUGAAGUCAACCACAUCCCCGCCCCCUUCCCGGCGGAGAUCUAGCCGAAACGGUGAGUCCUCGUCGACCGAGAUGGCCCUUCCACCCCCUGACGGAAAGCAAACCACUAAAUCCGGUCAACCAUCAGAUCGGCUUGCGGCAACACAAUCUCCACCCCCACGGCGACACCAGAAGAAAAGAUCUGCCAAGACAAACCCUGAUGUCACAGAGCGGGAUGCGGAGGAGGAUCUGGAAGAGCAUGAAGAAAAUCACGAGACAGCAGAAUCCCCGACCGGCGAUAGCAAUGAUGGCACAAACCACUCCGCUUUCGACGAUGAAGAUCUGGACCCGUUCCAUAGCAGUCUUUUCGGAGGCCGAGGUGCCAUGGGCCUGCAGAGUACCCUUCGUGCCCUGAGCGGCAUGAUGUCCGGCAUGUCUUCACGACUACGGGAUAUUCUCAGCAACCUAAGAUCGAAGGAAAACCCUUCCCUUCAGUUGAUCGCCCUACAGGAGCUGUCGGAUCUGUUACUUGUCUCCAAUGAGGACAACCUGUCUGGCCAAUUCUCUCCCGACCCUUACGUCAAGGAACUGGUGUCUUUGAUGCAGCCGAACCAGUUUGGUGAAGAAAACCCUGAAAUCAUGCUGCUUGCUUGCCGCUGCCUUGCCAACCUGAUGGAAGCCCUUCGUGGCUCAGUGGCCAACGUGGUCUAUGGCGGUGCCGUGCCAAUACUGUGCCAGAAGCUCUUGGACAUCCAGUUUAUCGAUCUUGCUGAACAGGCUCUCAGCACCCUAGCCAAGAUUUCAGUCGACUUCCCUGCUUCGAUCGUGCGGGAGGGCGGCCUGACGGCUUGCUUGACAUAUCUCGAGUUCUUCCCAACAAGUACCCAGCGAACUGCCGUGACCACUGCGGCUAACUGCUGCCGCAAUCUUCCACACGACUCGUUCCCCGUAGUGCGGGAUGUGAUGCCUACGCUACUGAACGUGCUGUCAAGCAAUGAUCCUAAAGUCGUUGAGCAAGGAUGCCUUUGUGUUUCCCGUAUCGUGGAGAGCUUCAAAUUUCGGUCCGAGAAUUUGGAAGAGCUGAUCGAACCCCCUAUGCUGAAGGCUGUUCUAAGACUACUGCUUCCUGGCACCACCAAUUUGAUUGGCCCACAUAUUCACACGCAAUUCCUUCGCGUACUUGCCAUCACAGCAAAGGCUAGCCCGCGUUUGUCAAUCGAGUUGCUGAAGAUGGAUGUGGUGGACACCCUUUAUCAGAUUCUAACGGGCGUCUCGCCACCCGAAGAUACUGAUAGCACCGCCGUCAAGAUGGACAGCGUUCUGGUCAUGCAGGCGUUGAUUCAUAGACCUCGCGAACAGGUCUUCGAGACGUUGAAUGUCAUUUGCGAACUUCUACCAGGCGUUCCCAGCCGUGAGGCAUCGAAAACAGACAGCGUGCUCAGCUCCUACUUUGACAACAACAUGUCCAUCGGCCUGAAAUCUUCCAAAUCCAAGGAUACCAGUGAGGAGAGACUUGCGUUAUUCGAGGAAAGCAAGCCAGAGCUUAAGCGGUUCGCCACCAUUCUGUUCCCAACAUUGACCGAUGCCUACUCGAGCACUGUCAAUCUCCAUGUCCGUCAGAAGGUUCUUAUUGCCCAGCUGAAAAUGCUGCAUAUCCUUGAGCCUGCCAUCAUCGAAGAUGCGCUGCGCACGGUUCCCUAUGCUUCGUUCCUGGCAUCUAUCCUCUCCCAGAAGGACCAUGCCUCCCUUGUUUCCCUUGCUCUCCGUUGCUCCGAAUUGCUAUUCCAACGACUGGAGCACGUCUACCAGCACCAAUUCCAUCGCGAGGGAGUUAUCUCGGAGAUUGUCAAGCUUUCAGAAGCACCUCUCUCUGCCGACGGCGAAAAGGCCGAAGAAGCCAAGAAAAAAUCAGCCAACGACUCGAAUGAUGUCGAAAUGGUGGAUGCUGGUAACGCUAGUAGCAGCAAGAACGACGAGGACUCCGAAGAUGAUGGCGAUGAUUUUGACGAGGAUGAAGACAACGAGGACGAUUCGGACUCCGAGGAUUCCUCUGUGUCUGGACGCCAUUCGCUGGCUAAGAUGGACAAUGCCCUCAACGAUCUCGUCAUUCGCGAUGCCCAGGCUUUUCUUAAGGUCUACGAAGCGGGUCAUGGUGCGACAGCGCGCAUCGAGGCCCUUCGAAUUCUUACGGAGCUCCAAAACCUGGCUGGUAGAAUCCGUGAAUGCUACACCAGCCAAGACGAAGACGGCCUCGCGUUGUUCAAGAGUUUGGCCUCGUACUUCGAUGGAGAUGCUUUGGAGAGUAUCACCAGCUCGGAGCUGCUUAACUCUGGCAUAAUAGAGGUCCUUCUCGAGGUCCUCGGCGAUUCUCAAGGUAAGAAGUCCUCGGCGCAGUGUCUUCCCGGCCUGGCUUCUGAUAAUUAUGCAGCUCCCAACAUUCGCGUUGCGCGGUCCGCUUUUUUGCAGGCCUUUAUGGGCGCUACGAUUUCCGAAAAGGCUCAAAGUCAGAGCACUGCUGUUACACCUUUCAGUGUUUUGAUUAGGAAGUUGCAGGAUUUGCUUAGCCGAACUGAACAUUUCGAGGUCCUUACUGUCAGUCACAACUCUCUGGAAAACACUCGCAGCAAUGCCACACACAUGCUGGGCAAACAGCUACGCCUAAAGCUGGUCGCGGAAGAUGGAACUGAGGUUCCUCGACCUUACCGCAACAUCAUGGUGGCCAUCCACGCCAUCGCUACUUUCAAGGCGCUAGACGAUUUCCUCCAGCCAAGAAUUGCUAUGUCAGAGCGCCCUCGCUCGUCGCGGCAAACCCGUGAUUCAAUCCUAUCGCAAAUUUCCGAGGCAGCUCGCCUUCGCGACCAGCUCGCUGGUUCUCACUCGUCACUGGGGUCUUCUGGCCGGAACCCAGGUGGCCGGACCGGGGGUCGAAGCCAGGCCAAUCAAUCUGCCGAUGAGGAACAGGGUCGAACAGCUUCUGGCCACCGUCAUCACCGCCGGCUUCAUCUCCAGCAAGAGGAGGAUGACCAUGAUGACGAGCCACUCGAGUGUGCCGAUGAGAGGCAACUCAGCGAAGAAGAGGAAGAUAUCGACGACGGCGAUGAAGAUGAAGAACUCAACACUAUAGUGGAUGAUCUCGAGGACGAUCUCGAGGAGGAUCCGGUUCACGACCCAACCGCAGUGAACAUGGAGGUCGCAUCGUCUGGAAAAGUCACUGCCCGCAAGGAAGAUGGAACCCGGAUUGGCACCCCAUCUCAAUCGGCGCCAGCAUCCAAGCCUUCGUCUUCGACACCGAGCACCGCGUCAUCCAACCCACUGCGCAACCCUUCACUGGCAACUGCUGGACGUCCAUUUCAAUCGUACGCUGCGGCGAUGGCAUCUAUCCCUCAAGACUGGCACAUUGAGUUCUCCGUAGACGGAAAGCCCGUCUCCAGUGAUACUACAGUUUACCGCGCUGUUCAUCACAACCGUGACAACAUCGAAGAGACCCAAGCCAAGAAUGUUUGGACUGCCAUUCACACGGUCACAUUCCGCCGCGUCCCUGGACCCCCUCCGCCCGAGCCAUCCACUCUUGCCAACAGUGGACAGGAGGAUUCUUGCUCUGGCGAUAGCCUUGAAAUUCCUUCGUCUCUCAGCAAAGAUGCUACAACCGCCUCAAUUCUUCGCCUACUCCGUGUGCUGCACGAGAUGAAUGCUACGAUCGAUGAUAUUUUGACAGAGAAUAGGGAUCCUGUCAACAUAACACCCGAACCAUUGGCUCAGUUCAUCAACACUAAGCUCACAGCUAAGGUGAAUCGCCAAUUGGAAGAGCCUUUAAUCGUCGCCAGCAGCUGCCUUCCCAAUUGGAGCGAAGAUCUUGCAAGGUUGUUCUCAUUCUUGUUCCCCUUCGAGACAAGACAUCUUUUCCUACAGUCGACUGCAUUCGGAUAUUCUCGCGCCAUGAUGAGGUGGCACAACUCUCAAAGCACCGAAGACAGUCGUCGGGAUAUGCGUCGUGAUGACCGUCCGUUCCUAGGUCGACUACAGCGACAAAAAGUGCGAAUCUCGAGAGCUCGGAUCCUGGACUCGGCUAUGAAGGUCAUGGAGCUAUACGGAUCUUCGCCAAGUGUCCUCGAAGUUGAGUACUUUGAGGAAGUCGGUACUGGUUUGGGACCGACUCUCGAGUUCUACUCCACCGUUUCCAAGGAAUUCUCCAAGAAAAAGCACAAGAUCUGGAGGGAAACAGAUGAUGUCUCCGCUGCGCCCGAGUAUGCUUUCGGCAAGCGGGGUCUUUUCCCAGCUCCCAUGAGUGAUGAACAGGCCUCGAACGAAUCUGGCAAAAAGCAGUUGAACCUUUUCAAAAUUCUUGGAAAGUUUGUUGCGCGUUCAAUGCUUGAUUCUCGUAUCAUCGACAUCUCCUUCAACCCGGCUUUUUUCCGCAUUGCCGAUACCUUGUCCUCUGUUGCCCCUUCCCUGGGUACAGUCAAAGCAGUGGAUGAGGAUCUCGCCAAGUCUUUGAUCAUGCUGAAACAAUUUGUUAAGGCGAAGAAAAAUAUCAACAAGAACAAAUCGUUGUCAGACAAGCAGAAGGCCGAGGCAAUCCAGAACAUUGAGGUCGAUGGUGUCCGCGUGGACGACUUGAGCUUGGAUUUCACCUUGCCAGGAUACCCACAUAUCGAGCUUGUUCCAAACGGCUCCGAUAUUUUCCUCAACAUCGACAACGUCGAUCAAUACAUCGAACGGGUUAUCGACAUGACCCUGGGCGUCGGUGUCCGCCGCCAAGUGGAUGCCUUCCGAACUGGAUUCUCGCAAGUGUUCCCGUUCUCCUCUCUCCGGGCAUUCACUCCCAGUGAGCUCGUCAUGCUGUUUGGCCAGGCCGAGGAGGACUGGACCAUCGAAACUUUGAUGGACUCCAUCAAGGCCGAUCACGGAUUCAACAUGGACAGCAGAAGCGUGCGCAACUUGCUCCAGACCAUGAGCGAGCUGGAUAAACAACAACGUCGCGAUUUCCUUCAGUUUGUUACGGGUAGCCCGAAGCUUCCCAUUGGUGGUUUCAAGAGCCUCACUCCCAUCUUUACGGUGGUGUGCCGCCCCAGUGAACCUCCAUACACUCCGGACGACUAUCUUCCUAGCGUCAUGACCUGUGUGAACUAUCUCAAGCUGCCGGACUACAGCAGCCUGGACUUCCUCAAGGCCCGACUUUCUGUCGCUAUCAAGGAAGGACAGGGAGCAUUCCACCUGUCCUAG
Messenger RNA from Penicillium argentinense, 6090 nucleotides. RefSeq names its product HECT-type E3 ubiquitin transferase UFD4. Gene Ontology annotation, biological process: protein polyubiquitination; proteasome-mediated ubiquitin-dependent protein catabolic process. Gene Ontology annotation, molecular function: ubiquitin protein ligase activity. Gene Ontology annotation, cellular component: nuclear speck. The coding region runs from base 1 to 6090 and encodes 2029 amino acids. Lineage: Eukaryota; Fungi; Ascomycota; Eurotiomycetes; Eurotiales; Aspergillaceae. The record is from RefSeq and is a predicted model, not a curated record. The transcript has 6 exons.